AUGGAACAAAGGAUUCAGAAAAUGUGGGCUAAAUCGGGUGUGGACUCUAUUAUGGAUUUGUCUAAUGACUUCUUUGUAGUCAAUUUCACAGUAGUGAAGGAUUUUGAGCUUGCUUUGUUGGGAGGGUUUUGGAUGAUUUCUGAUUGUUAUCUUAUAGUUACAGAAUGGAAACUGAAUUUUGUUCCUAGAGUUGACGUAAUUGAGGAGGUGCUUAUUUGGGUAAGAUUUCCUGAUUUGCCUCUUGAAUACUAUGAGAAGGGAAUCCUGGAAACUAUAGGUAAUGAGAUUGGCAGUACGGUCAAAGUGGAUUUAUCCACGUUCUUACAGUCAAGAGGGGGAUAUGCAAAGGUUGGGGUGCAAGUAGAUCUCAAGAAGGCUUUACUAUCGACAUAUAUUAUUGAUAAGAAGGAGCAUCCUAUCGUCUGUGAAGGGUUACAAUUAUUGUGCUUAUAUUGUGGAAUGUGUAACACUUAUCUUUGA
Neltuma alba is the source of this 480-nucleotide messenger RNA. RefSeq lists its product as uncharacterized. Lineage: Eukaryota; Viridiplantae; Streptophyta; Magnoliopsida; Fabales; Fabaceae. The transcript has a single exon. The coding region runs from base 1 to 480 and encodes 159 amino acids. The record is from RefSeq and is a predicted model, not a curated record.